CAGUUUUGCCCCACCAAUAGGAGCUCUGGUAGGUGAUGUCAUGCUGCCGGGCUGGUUGUGGUGCUGAUGCUGUGAGCUGGUACAGCAAACAGAAGCUCAACAGAGAGAGGGGAGAGAGAGGACAAAGUAAGCCAGGACAUAGAGUAUCAUCAGCAUUUUUACAUACCAAGAGAGAGAACAGUUUGAUUUCUUCAGGUCUUUGGAAGCCAGUUAGCAGAAACACAAUGACUCUAUCAGCCAAGAUGCGAGAGCUCCCUCUGGUGUCUCUCUUCUGCUCCUGCAUAUUACCUGCACCCAAAGAAAAGACCCCAAACAAGAAAGGUGUGGUGGAUCUGAACCUGUGCAUCAUCAGGGACAUGGAGGUGAUUGAGCUGAACAAGCGUACGUCCGGCCAGGCCUUCGAGGUCAUCCUAAAGCCUCCAUCCUUUGAUGGAGGGCCAGAGCUCCGUGCUACCACACCCCCACGCAGGGAACCCUCCCUUGAAGACAUCCAAAGGAAACUGGAUGCAGCAGAGGAAAGGAGAAAGUGUCAGGAGGCAGAGUUUUUGAAGCACCUGGCUGAGAAGCGUGAACAUGAGUGGGAGGUGGCCCAGAAGGCUGUGGAGGAACACAACAACUUUGUCCGCCUGGCUAAGGAGCGUCUAGAGCAACGCAUGGAGGCCAACAAGGAGAAACGGCAGGCACACAUCUCUGCCAUGCUGGGGCGCCUGCAGGACAAGGACAAGCACUCUGUGGAGGUGUCCUGAUGGCCUGAUCACAACACAAGCUGAACAUUCCAUGGAAACCAUUUUACGGAAGCCUCUCAUAUGAGUUGUUACCGCGGUUACCGUAACCACGGGAAGGCCCUGUGUUUUUUGGAAGGCCAGGACAGGCCAGGGUUAGAGAGAAGGAUGACUUUCAUCUCAUCACAGCAGCUCUCACAAAGAGAAAAAAAGAGACGAGAGCUGGAGAUGGAGGCGCGAUACUUUCGUGUUUAGGAAUUGGUCCAAGUGCCUGCAUCUAGGAUCACACCAAUUCCACAAAGACCUUCAAAUACAUUCUAAAGACCUACUGGAUACAUUUCAAGGCAUUCUAAAGACUGGGAAAAGUGUAAAGGUUCUGAUUGAUACCUUCAUCUUCACUUAAGGACCACUCAGAAAUCUAUCUGCUUUGCUGAUGUGCCAACAGUGCCAAUGAAUGCGCGUGUGUGUGUAACUGUGUGCAUGUUAUGUGUGUGCGUGUGUCCAUAUGUGAGCUUGUGCAUGUGUGUGUGUGUGUGUGUGAAUAUGUGUGUGUGUGUGUGUGCGGGCAUACUAAUAUGAAACAAUGUGCUUUGAGCUAAUACCUGCAGGCUAGGUUUUAAUAUAUCUUUCAUUAUAAGUUAGAUUUCUGAACUGGAUUCCUGUCUCCAGAAAUGUUAUGGACAGGGUGCCUGUGUGUGACUAUAUACAAAUUGUACUAUAUUUUAGAUGCCAAAAGUAAAAUAAAAAUAUUUGCAUUGAAAUGAAAGUCUUUAUUUAAUAAAUACUUAAAGGAAAUAUGAAUACAACUUAAAUAGCCCAUUAAUAAAUACAAACAAUUAUUACACAAUACAUUAUUGUUUUGGGUUAGA
Molecule: messenger RNA, 1591 nt
Organism: Osmerus eperlanus (European smelt)
Lineage: Eukaryota; Metazoa; Chordata; Actinopteri; Osmeriformes; Osmeridae
Gene: stmn4l
Product: stathmin-like 4, like
Exons: 7
Coding region: 36-746 (236 amino acids)
Biological process (GO): regulation of microtubule polymerization or depolymerization; neuron projection development; microtubule depolymerization
Cellular component (GO): neuron projection; cytoplasm
Molecular function (GO): tubulin binding
Source: RefSeq, a predicted model, not a curated record